This is a messenger RNA of Scophthalmus maximus (turbot), 6266 nucleotides long. It is a transcript of the gene rlf, whose product is annotated as RLF zinc finger. Gene Ontology annotation, cellular component: nucleus. The transcript is spliced from 8 exons. Lineage: Eukaryota; Metazoa; Chordata; Actinopteri; Pleuronectiformes; Scophthalmidae. Bases 60 to 5702 code for a protein of 1880 amino acids. The record is from RefSeq and is a predicted model, not a curated record. Gene Ontology annotation, molecular function: DNA-binding transcription factor activity, RNA polymerase II-specific; DNA binding. Gene Ontology annotation, biological process: regulation of transcription by RNA polymerase II.
GAUGGCACUUGAAGGCAGCGUCAGACUGCACUGCAUACGCGCCGUGGCGGAGAGCGAAGAUGGCGGCGAGUAAUGUCGAACCAGAGCCCGAAUGGGGCGACGGGGCCCUGGACACGGCCGAGGACACACUGGUGGCGAUGGAAACCCUGCUGGCCACACUGAGGGCCUUCGAAGACGUGCUCAGGCAACAGGAGAUAUCCACAGCGUCGUCCACGGAGUACUGCGACAACUUCUGUCAGGCACUGAUUCACUAUGCUGGGGGCAGGAACUCUAUGGAGCACGGUCUGCCUCUUCUGGAGGUUUACUGUCUGUCCAUAACCUGCUUUGCUGCGGCCCGAUCCCACCUCACUGCAGAGUCGGACAAAGUGGCCCUUGUUUUGAAGAGACUGGCCUUGAGCUGUUUUGAACUGUUGCUGUCAGUGCCUGAGAAUGAGAUCCCGUAUGAAGCCUGGGUUCAGUUCCACCACUCUGUUCAGAUUACCCAUGACACAUUGUUACAGUAUGGAAGCACAGAUCUCCAAGCUUUACUACAGAUCACAGGAGAGGGAGGAGCAUGGAGCAACCCAGUCCUAACCUCCCUGCUCACCGGCCAGCUCACCAACCCAGAAGAAGUUAAUGCAUACAUCAGCUUGGAGGGCGAGGGCUUCAUGGAGAUGCGGGUGAAACAUCUGGAGAAGAUGGGUGAAGUUGCCAAGGCCGUGGUGCUGGCUAAAGCUUGCACUGAAUGCAGCGUCAUCUCCAACCAAGCUACUUUUCGCCAAACAUACGUCUCUCUGCUGUGUCACCUGCUGCCCAGCGAAGAAGCCAUCAUGGAGAUUUCCAGACUUGACUGUAAGGAUGUUCUUGAGAUCACAUGCACCUUAGAGACAGAUGGGGAGGAGAACACUGCCUUCAUCUUGUGCACAACUUUCCUGACUCAGCAGCUUCAGCAGCAGAGUCAUUACUGCUCCUGGGAGUUGACUCUGUUGUGGAGUAAACUUCAGAGGAGAAUCGACCCCUCGUUGAUGUCUCUUCUGGAACGAUGCCUUCAGCUUGGUGCCAUUGCCAAAACGGUCCACCAUUUGCUUUACCUGGUCCGUGUGAUUCAGGCAGAGGCUGAGGAUCUGGGAGUACCUGCUUCAGUAGAACUGUGCGUCAAAGCCCUUCAACUUCCAAAGCAAGAAGACUCAGAUACAAGGAUAUCUGUCUGUAAGACGGUGUCCUGUCUUCUUGCAGAUGACCUUGAGGUGUUGCGUGCCUGCCAACUCACAGAGUUCCUGCUUGGCCCUAGUCAAGAGGUUUUUGCCUGUCUUGAGGAAUUGUAUUUACGCCCAGACCAAAAGUAUGACCAGGAAAAUGAGGUCAUUCCCAAUUCCCUUCGCUGCGAGUUGCUACUAGCUCUGAAAGCAUACUGGCCUUUUGACCCCGAAUUCUGGGACUGGAAAACUCUGAAGUAUCACUGUGUCUCACUUCUUGGGUUAAAGCCAGAGUCAGAAGGGGAGGACGACGAAGUGGUUGACAAACAAGACAUGGUUAAACAAAACGAGCCACAGGGAGUCACAGUGAAACUAGACCCUGAGCAUCAGAACGGGAUUAAUGGAAGUCUCCAUGGUCAGGAGCAGAAGGGUAAAAAGCUGUCGUCUAACUUGACAGAAAUCCAGGGAGAAUCGGAGCCAAAGAAACACAAAUUCUGCUGUCUGAUUUGUAAGAGGUCAGUCUCUGACACUCAACUGGUUCACCACUCCAAAAGACACGCAGAGGACAAAAGCCACCCCUGCCCUGUGUGCUUGGAAAGGUUUAAGAGCAGAAAGGAGCUUGUUCCCCAUGUGAAAGAACACAUUCAGAGUGAAACAUAUCUUUCCAAAAACGACAUAAAGAAAGAGGAGGUGCAGAAACCGAUAGAUGAGGACGAUGACGUUGAGCCAGGUGAGAUCACCAUUGACCCCUCUUUGAUGCUCUAUUACAAAUCCACAAACGAUCCAGACGUGCUGGACCACAUUGCGCAGCAGGCCAAAACUGUGAAAGAGAACCGCGUGGACGAUGACGAGCAUAUAACAUUCGAUUACAUUGACCAACACUUCAAACUGCAGAACCGAGAUGAGUAUCCGUGUCCAGGAAUGGGGUGUGCUAGAAUUUUUAAACAUUCCAAGUACUUAUACGUCCACUUGAAGUCAGAGCAUAAAGGCGAUGAGAACGUGAAGUAUUUCCGUCAGAUGAGAGACAAGCGGGAGAAGUGUGUUUUUUGUAGACGCCAUCUUGUCUCGGCUUACCAUCACCGCAAACAUCGAAGGGUUCACUAUGGUGACCUGCCUUACAUGUGUGUGGUUAUGGGUUGCGGUGCUCAGUUCAGAACUUCCAACGAACUUGUCACACACAAACAGACCCAUGGAUUUCAGCUCAACUACCAGUGUGAGCUCAAAGGCUGUUACAUCACCUGCUCUGACUUGGGACAAAUCUAUCACCAUGAAGCCCAGCAUUUCAGAGAUGCUGCGUUUACCUGCUGUAUCGCCGAAUGUCGUAAAUACUACUUAUCCAAAAAGGACUUUAUUAAGCAUUUAUCCACACACAACAUCACCUUCUCUGAAGCAGACUUUGAGGCCCAGAGGAAGGCAAAGCGGAAACUUUUUAAGACUGUUACUGAAGUGCCAGUCCACCUUAAUAAGUCAGCUAAUCCAGAAGAGAUUGUCAAUGGAGAAGUCCUGAACUCUUCCUCGUUGAGUUUCACCUCCUCUUUGCAAGAAUCUGACAGCAAAGAACCGAAAGCAACACUGACAUUAGUGGCUGUGUGUUUCGAUGGAAGCAAGUUCACCUGUGGGUUUGAGAAGUGUGGCAUGACUUUCUCCAGAGCCAGGGAUGUCCAGAGACAUCUCAAAUGUGCCCACCCUGAGCAUCUUAAAAUGGAGAACAAAGAACACAAACAUGACAAAGAGCAGGGCUCAAAAUCCAAAGGGAUAAAGACUGAAACUGAUUUAGACGAUGAGGAAAAGGGCAAACAUGAGCCCUCAACUCCAUUUAAACCUGUGGAGACUGGAAAAGAGAGAAAAGCAUCCGCUCAUGCCAAAAACAACGAAACAAACUCUUCAAGCCUUCCAACAAAAAACGAUGACCUAAAAGAAAUUCUUAUUGGGCUCAGUAAACUGGACCUUAAUUCCUCAUCCCCGAACAAUGUGCCAAGUGAGUCCGCUCAGUCCAACCCAGAGUCUAAUACAUCACCGUUAUCUCUUCAUCAGGCAAUUACGGUAAAGCCUCCUGUUGUACUGCUUCAGAAGAGACCUCCGGAGGUAAAGGUAGAAGUCAAAACUGAGCAAGCGUCAACAACUGAUGAAGACAGUGGUGUUGAAUCAUUAGCCAAUGCUAAGCCAUACAUCUGUCAGAUAAAAGGUUGUGGCUUCAGGACUGCUCAGAGUUACAGCUUACAACGGCACUAUAAGGCCAAACAUGGCCGCUCCAUUGAACAGGCCAGGAGGUUGACUUCUUUGAAAACCACAUCUUUCAAGCCUUAUGUCUGCCAGCUUUGUUCCAAGAGUCACAGACAAAAAAAUGUGUUGAGGGCCCACUAUUUUCAGACACAUAAGCUGAGCAAGACUCUGGUGGACGAAAUGAGCUGUGGGGCUACACGGUAUGAGGGAAACAAGGACUCUGAAAUGAACCAAGGUCUAAAUGUGAGGAAGAAAGAGAUCCCUAAAUUGCAACGCCAACCCGAGAAAAAAAACUCGACCACGAUAGGCGAAAAUGGACAAAACCUUGACAAACAUUCUCCAUCUGAAGAGGAAGGAGAGGACGAAGCAGAGAGUAGAGAGGAAGAAAAUGAGCAGAAGGGAGAAAGCGAGGUUAAGACCACGCAGCAGGUCAGAACUACAAGACGUCUGGUUGCCAAAAGUAAUCUGUGCUAUAUAUUGGAUAAAUUCAGUAAGCCCUUUCAUUGUGUAGCCAAAAACUGUGAUGCAGCUUUUUCCACCCAGGGAGGCCUUGUGCGCCACCUACAGUUGGUGCAUCAUUACAAUCGCUCUCAGCUCUUGCUGGAAAAAGAUUUUGAUGUGCACCACAGCCCAGAAGUCAAAAAAGAGCCUGCCAGGAAAAGGACUCUCCCAAACUCGGAUGAGCCUCAGCCCCAAUACAAAUGUCACUUUGCUAAUUGUGGCGCCUCGUACCACCUGAAGAGCAGCCUGGUACGUCACACUCGAGACUUCCACUCUCAACCACCAGAGCUGAUAAAGUGCAAGUUUGAAGGCUGCACAAGAGUAUUCAGCCACAACGAAGCACUUAAGAAACAUACACUUUAUAGUCAUUGCGAGUUAUAUGAUUCACUAGUGGUACGUCUACAGAGCACUCACAAAAAGUCAGUUACCGGAUGCCAGAAGAAGCUAAUCAUUACACCACCGAGUCCUGAGAAGGAAGCAACUGGUUCACCCACCACGCAGGCCGAGAGAUCGACUCCCGAGCCUGAAGUGACCCCCCAGUCCGAAGAAAUUAGCGAGCAGAGUCUUGAGGAGAAAAAAAAGUUGGAAAAGAAAAAGCAAAGAAAUAGUUACUACCAUUUAGUCUUCAGAUCUCAUGAAGAGGCACUACAGAUGUGCCAAGACCGCUGUCUGCGCGUGGCCUACCCUUGUAUGGUUCAGGACUGCGAUUCUGUCGUCACGUACAGUAAGAGUUUGCACCGUCAUUACAUUAAAGUUCACCGCAUAGGUCGAGAGAAACUUUCUAAGAAUGAAGAUAAGCUUGUUUUUACUGCCGAGCAGCUGGAGGAACUGAUUCAGAGGAAGUCAGCUGGGACAAAUGUGGCAGGUGCGUGUGUCCCUAAUGGGGUUCGAAAAAUGGAGUAUCAGGCAGAGGCAGAAAACACUGGGGGGCCGGCUGCACCCGUGAGCCUGCACUCCAUCAAGGCAGACACACAGGAGGAGGAUAAUCACGACCCACUGGGAUUUCCAGAGGCGGAAGAGGAGGAGCCGCCACUGGUUGAGAGAAAUGGCGUCCUCGUCGGUGCAGAUGAGGUGCUGUAUGGUGAAGCGAGCACUGGUGGGCAUACGGAAGACUCUGCUGCAGCUACACUCAUCAGUCAGAAACCGGAGGAGAGAUUAAGCUUGGAUAAAAUCAAACCUCUGCUUCGUCCUGUCACCAUCGACCUCUCGCCACCAUGCUCACUGCGCUUCACUACUGAAGAGGGCUUACAAGAUGCAUCUAGCAACAAGGAGGUUGGCAAAAUGUUAAACGGGUCAGCCACAACGCCCACUCCUGUUCGUCAGCCACUAAAACGAAAAAAUGAACUGUCUGAACCGCCGUCAAAUAUGAAAGAGCCUCAGCCUCGUAGCCCUUCUCCACGCUCUUUUGACAUAGGUGCUUAUAAGCCAAUAGGCUUUGAGUCCUCAUUCCUCAAGUUCAUACAAGACACCUCCCCAAAAGACAAAAACCCGGUGCCCAUGAAACGGCGUGACACCUUCAGACGCAGUUGUUCUGUUAAGGAGAACAACCAGCUGGGCAUCUCUCACACCCGCAGCAGGCGCACUCAUUCCCCACUGCUGAAGCCACAUGCUAUGACUGGGGAACUCACAUCAGUCGAAAACUUGAAGUCCAUCCUGGACAAAGCUCUUGCUGGUUGUGGGGACCUGGCCAUAAAACAGCUUCAGUACCUCAGACCUGUGGUGCUCCUUGGGAGACCUGUGUCCACCACCACCCACCUCUUCCCAUCAGACACCAACAACAGCAAACUGCUUUUUGGAAGUUAGUUUAACUGAGCAGCUGUAUAACAAGGCUUUUGCAAGUUUCUCUUUGUCUUUACACAAACAGUGUAACAGUAUUUUUCUUUGACCCGAAAUGAUAGUAUUAUGGGGUUCUUUGUUUGUUUUUUUUUAAGUUGCCAAACUGAAGUAUAAUGGAAAUUAGCAUAAGACAAAAACAAUCUUAAACUGCAUUUUAAAUCCAAGAAGAUUGUUGUUGUUCUUUGGAUUUCUUUUUUAGACAUCUAUUAUGAAGGCAUUCAGAUAACGCAUUAUGUUAACUCAUCAUCACAAGUGUAUAUACUGUAGUUCUCCAAGAUAAAUGUACAGAUUUUCAGAUUGUUAGCAAUGGUCAGUAGCGUAUUGCAAAGCCUUUUUACGCAUGUGAAAAUGUGACUGAAAAACAGCUCCUUACUACAAAGAUCUUAAGGAAUAUGUUUGGUUAUUUUUCACCUCAGUUUAUAUUGAAGUGUUGGGAUACAGCAGACAGAUGUUGGCAGACAUGUAUGUAACGCUUUCUGAUAAAAUAAAUGUGGAUAUGAAAUAAAGCCAUUUGCUUUUUGAUCAGUGAAA